ACAUCUGCACACGGCUGUCAUUGAUUCAGUGCUGUCAGACCACUGAGGUACACUGUCUGUCUCUCACCACAUCUGCAUCCGACUUCUCUCAGUCAUGGGGCUUCACCACAAAGAGUUUGAGCAGGCUGGCAAGCGCCCAGGUCUACAGAUAUGGAGAAUUGAAAAGCUGGAACUGGCCCCCGUGCCUGAAAACUUACAUGGGAGCUUCUAUAUAGGUGAUGCCUACCUGGUGCUCCACACGGUCAAACAGAAGGACUCGUGCUUCUACGAUCUGCAUUACUGGCUGGGUAAGGAAUGUACCCAGGAUGAAAGUACAGCGGCAGUCAUCUUUACCACUCAGAUGGACGACUACCUGGGAGGAAAACCGGUCCAGUACCGUGAACUCCAAGGUUUCGAGUCCACCAACUUCACCAGCUACUUCAAAGGCGGGAUCACAUAUAAGGCCGGAGGUGUGGCAUCAGGGUUUCAUCACGUGGUCACCAAUGAUCUUAGUGCCCGCCGACUCUUCCACAUCAAGGGCAGGCGCACUGUCCGGGCCACAGAAGUGCCUCUCGCCUGGGCCAGUUUCAACAAUGGUGACUGCUUCAUAGUUGAUCUGGGAGCGACGAUCUACCAGUGGUGUGGGUCUAAGUGCAACAAGUUUGAGCGCCUCAAAGCUGCACAGGUAGCUACUGGCAUCCGAGACAACGAGAGGAACGGACGAGCCCAGCUGGAGGUUAUAGAGGAAGGACAUGAGCCUUCAGCAAUGACUGAGGUUCUCGGUGAGAAGCCUGAAAUCCCUGAAGGUGACGAUAAUGAGGAUGUGGUUGCAGACAUGUCAAACAGGAAAAUGGCCAAACUUUACAUGGUAUCAGAUGCAACUGGGAAAAUGCAAGUGUCGCUUGUGUCAGAUGAAAAUCCGUUUAACCAGAGUGACCUGUUGUCUGAGGAAUGCUUCAUUCUGGACCAUGGAAAAAGCAAAAUGAUCUUUGUGUGGAAAGGCCGCAACGCAAAUCCAGACGAAAGGAAGGAGGCCAUGAAAACAGCUGAGGGCUUCAUUAAGCAGAUGGGAUAUCCUGCCAACACCCAGAUCCAGGUCCUUCCAGAGGGUGGAGAGACGCCCAUCUUUAAGCAGUUUUUCAAAACCUGGAAAGAGAAGGACCAGGCUGAGGGUCUUGGCCGAGUGUAUGUCACUGAGCGGAUCGCCAAGAUUAAGCAAGAAGAGUUUAAUGCCUCCAAGCUGCACGAGUCUAAUCACAUGGCUGCUCAGUACAACAUGGUUGACAAUGGCACUGGAAAAACACAGAUUUGGAGGGUGGAGUGUGGUAGUACCACAGGUGAUACCAAGGUUCCUGUUGACCCAGAGACAUAUGGCCAGUUCUAUGGAGGGGACUGCUAUAUCAUUUUAUAUACCUACACCAGAGGAGAAAUCAUUUACACCUGGCAAGGAUCCAGCAGCACAAUAGAUGAACUGACAGCUUCAGCCUUUCUCACCGUUGAACUGGACCGUUCGCUGGGAGGAAAAGCUGUUCAGGUGCGAGUGACUCAAGGAAAGGAACCACCUCAUUUGCUGAGCCUCUUCAAAGAAAAGCCUCUGAUCGUGUACAAGAACGGGACUUCUAGAAAGGGAGGACAGGCACCCGUACCUCCAACACGUCUCUUUCAAGUGCGCAAGAACCUGGGCACCAUUACACGGAUUUGUGAGGUAGAUGCUAAAGCAUUAAAUUUGAACAGCAAUGAUGCCUACCUUCUGAAGUUACCCGAGGGGGAUGGGUACUUGUGGAAGGGGAAGGGGGCCAGUGAGGAAGAGGAACGAGGGGCAAAGUACAUGAGUGAGAAACUUAAGUGCAAUGCCAAACCAGUUACUGAAGGAAACGAGCCAGAGGACUUCUGGGAAGCUCUGGGUGGAAAGAUGGAGUAUCAGACGUCUGAGAUGUUGGAGAGCAAAUCUAUACCACAUCCUCCCCGCCUGUUCGCCUGCUCCAACAAAAGUGGAAAGUUCAUUAUUGAAGAAGUACCUGGUGAGUUUAACCAAGAUGACCUGGCAGAGGAUGACGUCAUGUUACUGGAUGUCUGGGAACAGGUGUUUGUGUGGAUUGGAAAGGAUGCCAAUGAGGUGGAGAGGACUGAGUCUGUAAAAUCUGCAAAGACCUACAUUGAGACGGACCCAUCAGGUCGGGACAAGGAGACAUCUGUUGUGGUGGUAAAGCAGGGACACGAGCCCCCUACUUUCACCGGCUGGUUCCUGGGGUGGGAUGCCUCUCGAUGGGACAGUGACCUCAUGGCAAGAGCAGUGCAAUCACUGCAGGUUUAGUGAAAUCCUGAAAGUCCUAAAGUCAAUAGACUUGACUGGAAUGAUAAAACAGAAAGCUGUUACUGAGGCAUGACAAGCGGAAUUGGACUAUUCCAUUAAUAUACUAAAAAUAUACCAUAUGUCCAACAUGUAAAGAUACUCAACAUACAUCAGAUCUAAAAGUUGUGUAUUUCUCUUUAAUUUGUUUCGACAGAUUUAUAUAUCUGCUCUGGAUUUCAAUAAGCAUGAUUUCAAAACAUACAAUAAAAUAAUUAAUACAUAAAAAUAAA
Molecule: messenger RNA, 2562 nt
Organism: Carassius gibelio (silver crucian carp)
Lineage: Eukaryota; Metazoa; Chordata; Actinopteri; Cypriniformes; Cyprinidae
Gene: scin
Product: scinderin
Exons: 16
Coding region: 95-2293 (732 amino acids)
Biological process (GO): barbed-end actin filament capping; actin filament severing; actin polymerization or depolymerization
Cellular component (GO): cytoplasm; actin cytoskeleton
Molecular function (GO): actin filament binding; phosphatidylinositol-4,5-bisphosphate binding
Source: RefSeq, a predicted model, not a curated record